This is a messenger RNA of Rotaria sp. Silwood2, 1086 nucleotides long. The record is from the annotation of a GenBank genome assembly. Lineage: Eukaryota; Metazoa; Rotifera; Eurotatoria; Philodinida; Philodinidae.
AUGAGCAAUACUAAUGAUGCUCAUAAAAAAAGUACAAGUGUUCUAGAAAAACUUGGACAAAAAAUCUCAAAUAUUAAAGAAGAUAUUGCUGAUAAUAUCGAACGUCGUAAGCAUUCUCAUAGUAAUCUUAAUACUAAUCAAAUGCAUUUUACAACACGAACCAAUACGACAGAUGACUCAUUAGUCAUUGAAAAGAAACCUCCAAUACCAUCUGAAAGUCAAUCGAGUAAGAAAUAUGGCGAUGAUAAUUCAAAUACAGAACAUACAUAUUCAAUAUCACGAUUGGCAAUGAGUUUUGGGAAAAAGCAAACAAAUGAUACAUUAAUUGCUGCAACAGCUGGCAUGGUUCAUAAUGAUUCAUUUCGUUCAUCACAAGAUAUAUUUUCAACAGUUAAUUCUGAACAAGCGAAAGAUAUGAUAAUGAGUGAUGUACGCCAUGAACUUUAUCGAAGUCAAAGUCGAGCACCAAGUGAAUGUGCUUUAGAAGACAAUGUUGUAUAUAAAAUAGACUCUAAUGAUACGACAACAAAACCUACAGCUGUACGUGUUGAUCAAAAUGUACGAAAGUCAACAAUGUUAUUAGCUGGACCGAAAUUUCGUUAUCAUACUGUUGAACCUGAAACACAAUUAAUGCGAGAUACAAUAUAUCCAGUUUCGAGUGUUGUUGGAUUUUUUACAUUAUUCAUAACAUUAUGGAAACCAAUCUCAUCAUUUUUUAGUGGAUUUUUGGUUGGUUUUAUGAUAAUGAUAGCUAUUGCUUAUAUUAUAAUACGAAUGUAUACAUCUGCUAAAGCUGAUGAAAGUGUUGUUCAUGAAUGGAUUGAUUUUCCUGAAUUAGAAAAAUAUCAUACAGACAAAAUACCUAAAGAAGAUAAACACACAACUUUACAUACAUGUGGAGAAAUUAUUUUUGGUCGAUAUGAUGCUGAUCGUGAUGAUGAUUAUGUUCGUUAUCCAGUUGUCAUUUGUCUUGAUAAUUAUCAUUUUACUAUUCAAUUACCAACAAAAGCUAAAGAAGAAGAAAAUAAAGAUAAAGAAAUCAGAUUUGUUGGACAUCGAGAAUAUUUUAUCAAAGGUAAAGAAUAA